Messenger RNA from Cariama cristata (Red-legged seriema), 795 nucleotides. Its product is annotated as metal-response element-binding transcription factor 2-like. NCBI's taxonomy places the organism in Eukaryota, Metazoa, Chordata, Aves, Cariamiformes, Cariamidae. The record is from RefSeq and is a predicted model, not a curated record. The transcript is spliced from 3 exons. The annotation marks the transcript as partial.
GAUAAUGAACCAGUUCCAGUGAUAGAGAACCCAGCCUUGGAGUUGCCCUGCACUGUUGGGAAAUCUGAUGGAACUGCACAUUCAUCUAAUACCUCAGAUGUGGAAUCCACAGGUGCUGCCAGUAUGAAAGAAACUACCUCAUCUAGCAUUUCCAGACAUUAUAGUUUAUCUGACUCGAGAAAAAGGACUCGUACAGGAAGAACUUGGCCUGCUGCAAUACCACAUUUGAGAAGAAGAGGUCGCUUUCCACGAAAAGCACUCCAGACUCAAAAUUCAGAAAUUGUAAAAGAUGAUGAGAGCAAGGAAGAUUACCAGUAUGAUGAACUCAAUACAGAGAUACUUAACAACUUAGCAGAUCAGGAGUUACAGCUCAAUCAUCUAAAGAACUCAAUUACUAGUUAUUUUGGUGCAGCAGGUAGAAUAGCUUGUGGGGAAAAAUACCGUGUUUUGGCUCGUCGGGUGACACUUGAUGGAAAGGUGCAGUAUCUUGUGGAGUGGGAAGGAGCAACUGCAUCUUGACUGUAGGACUGAACAUUAUGUUCACUGCACUGUCAUCUGUAAGUACAGUUCAUAAUGCAGAGCCACGAGAGAAACGUGUUUUUAAAUGUGUUUCUAAAAACAAAACAAAACCAGCUUAGCCUUAAUGUGUAAUUGUUAUCAUUACAGCUCUUGUGAUAAAGACUUAUCUUUUUAAAAUCUGAUCUGAAACUUAAAUUUUUUUAAUCUGAACAUUGUUAGAUUGUUUUAGGUUGGGAUAUUUUGGGUUACAAUUGCUUAAAAAUGUGCAUGGUGUUU